Messenger RNA from Exophiala spinifera, 2043 nucleotides. RefSeq lists its product as uncharacterized. The transcript is spliced from 3 exons. The record is from RefSeq and is a predicted model, not a curated record. The coding region runs from base 1 to 2043 and encodes 680 amino acids. Gene Ontology annotation, molecular function: protein binding. Lineage: Eukaryota; Fungi; Ascomycota; Eurotiomycetes; Chaetothyriales; Herpotrichiellaceae.
AUGGCCAGCUCGCGUUCGCACAGCCGGAAUGCCUCCCAAACACGUAGAUCCCUCGGCGACGGGGAUGAUUCGGUUCUCAGCGCAGUGCUCGAUACACGGCAGCUGGAGGCGUUCGGUCGAAAGGUGACAGCUACUGCGAGCCAGCUGAUGGGUGACAAUUCUACUACGCACUAUCCCAGUGCUAUGACAAGCAUAUCGCGCCAGAUGCGUCGCCCGGCGCUUCAGAGAGGUGUCCUUAGCUUUUCACAGCAGGCCCCUUCAGAAAUCGUCAGGGCAAAGUUGUCUACUAGUGAGAUAGCCCACCGCGCCCUCACCUACAUCUCCGAUGACCAGCUGCAUAAUAUUCCCGAAAACGAUGACAAUAGCUAUUCCCUUUUUCAGGGCUUUCAGGCCUCGUUACCUGAGGGCGAAAGUGAACACCGGAAAGAGCACAGACGGCGGAGUUCCAAACAGCACAGGCUUCUGGGUGCCGGAGAUAUUGAAGAGGAGGGCCCUCCGACGAUACAAAAUUUGAAGAAGAAACGAAAUACUGUCAACCACAGACUGGAAAUGAUGGCCAUCAGGAAGAACAUGUGCACGACCGAGAUAAAGGAGAUCGAUAACAAAAUUGCAAAUCUGCACCACAUGCGAGGGAUCGUCCUCGACAGGCUUGCUGGACUCGAGAAUGACGAAGCCGAGGUCGAGCACGAACUGCUCGAGCUUGAUAAUAAGCUUGAAGACAUGCAGGAAGAACUAGAAGAGCAGGGCACAUUGGAUGCGUCUACCGACACACUGAACGCUCCAAGGGUAGCUACACCCGAAUCGGAGGCUAUGGAUGCCUCGUUCAUGUCGCAGUCAAUAUACGAUAAAUUACCGACAUCAACUUCUCCAAAAUCUCCCAAGACAAAACGCCGGCCAACGUAUGCAAAGAGAAAGUCCAUGCCGGUCUUGCACGAACAUCUGGAACCUGGCUCUCAUUUGAAAACCAUUCCAGCCCACAACGACACGAUAACGGCCAUAGAUUUCGAUCAACCCUUCGGUACUAUGGUCAGCGCAGCUCUUGACGACACAGUUCGCGUGUGGGAUCUAAACCUGGACCGAUGCAUGGGCUUUCUGGAAGGCCAUACGGCCUCUGUUCGGUGUCUUCAGGUCGAGGAUAAUAUCGUUGCUACGGGCAGCCUCGACGCGACUAUUAGGCUUUGGGAUCUCAGCCGAGCUAAAUACGAACCUUACGAACAUAAACUUGUGGAGAACGGAGACGGUGACAAAGACGGAGAUGAUGAGGACGAUGGCCUGGGUUUUGGCAACGAGAGUGAAGAUGCGCCCCCGCCGCCCCCACCUGAUGCCAUGGAAGAAUGCCCCCUUUUCGUCCUUGAAGCUCAUGUUGAUGAAGUCACUGCGCUCCAUCUACGCGGUGAUAUGCUUGUUUCGGGCUCUGCUGACAAGACUCUCCGACAAUGGGACUUGGUUAAAGGGCGGUGCGUGCAAACUCUUGACGUGCUGUGGGCGGCUGCUCAAGCGAGCAGCACCCUGAACAGUACAGAACUACAAUGGCGGCCAACGGGACGAACCACCGACACCAGCGCAGAUUUUGUGGGCGCUUUGCAAUGUUUCGAUGCCGCCUUGGCCUGUGGCACUGCGGACGGAAUGGUUCGUCUUUGGGAUCUUCGCAGCGGCCAGGUACACAGAAGUCUCGUCGGGCACACAGGACCCGUAACUUGUUUGCAGUUUGAUGACACGCAUCUCGUGACGGCCAGUGCUGACAGAAGUGUCAGAAUCUGGGAUCUCCGGACAGGGACCAUCUUCGACGCUUAUGCUUAUGACUCCCCAAUCACGGGUAUGAUGUUUGAUGCUCGUCAUAUCGUGUGUGCAGCUGGCGAAGAUGUGGUCAAAGUGUACGACAAGGCCGAUGGUAAACACUGGGAUUGCGGUGCCGGUGCAAAUCUCACUGUUGAGGACCGCAUGGCUGAAACGAGUACCAGCAUUGUCGAACGAGUCAGACUAAAGGACGGAUACAUGAUCGAGGGCAGGCGAAGUGGCGAAGUUGGAGUCUGGACUUGCUGA